AUGGGACCUGCACAGACGCGCGCGCAGCGCGCAGCGCGCGCUGCAGUGUGCUCUGUGCGUGGUGUGCUGUGCGUGUUUGUGGCGUCGGCCGCGGACGGUGGAAGGAGCAGGCGCAUGCGCAUGCGCUGCGGCGCGGUCUGCGCGUGCGUAAUCGUCGCGCAGUCCGAGCUUUCACAUGUUCGGCGCGCUGGCCGGUACCGGCGCAGCGACUCCGGCCAGCGCGCCGCGCGUGGUUUCAGCCGCGGCUGCUCGGGGACGGAAUGCGGUUCCGAAGCUCGCCGCGCACCGCCACGCGGCCGCGGUGCGUGGGUGUCGGCGUGGCCCCGUGCGUUGGCGCUGGCCCGGCGCUCAGCCGCGUCUCCAAGGGGAGAGGGCCCGGCCCGGAACGACAACGGGGCACCCACACCCCUCCCGACAGCAGCCGGGCGAACGGGGCCGCGCGCGCAGCGCGCGCAGCGCGCUUGUAAGCGCAAAACUGGCGUCUGUGGCGCCCCAGACGCGGCCGUGCGGGCGCGCGUCGGGGGGCCCUGA
Lachancea fermentati is the source of this 531-nucleotide messenger RNA. The record is from the annotation of a GenBank genome assembly. NCBI's taxonomy places the organism in Eukaryota, Fungi, Ascomycota, Saccharomycetes, Saccharomycetales, Saccharomycetaceae.